AUGCGCCGUCGCCACGAAGAAAGUAUGCGGGCCAGAAAACCAUGGGUUGAGGCGGCACAAACGCCAUUCCGCGACGACGCGUUGAUGGACGGGACCCCGGGCUGUACCGCCGCCGACUUCGAGCUGCCCCGCCUCCGCCGUUGUCCUUUUGACGCCGACAAGUUUAUCUGGGGUCGUCGCCUGGGUGAGGGGUUGGAUGGAUGCGUCUGGAAAGUCUGGUCUGGAGACGCAGGACCCUUCGUCCUCAAGGUGUUUUGGGAUGACGAACCGCCCGAGUUCGCCCACUACUACGCUCCCCAGCGAGAAUGCCAGGUUGCCGCCCUUUUACAGAUGAUGGAAGCCGCCGUGGAGCAGGCCGCCGCAGCCUCGCGCCCCGUCGUGGUCAACGCGAACCCGACAACCCGGGACGACGCGCUGGACAACCAAGCCGCCUUCUCCGACGAGGCUCGUCUGGAGCAGCAGUCAUCAGCCCAACAGGAACCGGGAUCCGGCUACCGGCAAAUAACGACGAUGCCGCGCGUGAAGAAGUGUUACGGCUGGCUGACACUCAAAAGCAGCGUCUUCACGAAUCUGCCCUGGGAACUGAAGCCACCCGUCAUCAAGGUCGACAAGGUGGAACGCUUUAUCCAGCCCGGCAAAGAAUACAUGGCCAUCGUGUACGAGUAUGUCGAAGAAGGCGAGAAUACGGUGGAAACCCUGCAGGAAGCGAUGGAUUUCUUCUGGCUUGCCGGUUUCUGCCGCACGCUAUCCCCGCUUCUAAAGAAUUGGAAGAGCAGCGUGCUCGUGGACCUGUGUGAUGUCGCACCCCCUCGCGGAUAUGGCUGGGUAGAGCGGCUAUAUAGCCGCGGUCCGACGUCCGCGCCUCUGCUGCUUAAACAGGCGGAAUUCGUCGACGUCGGCCCCCCCAUGCCUCGGCCGCCGCGUGCAAGCCAGCUCGCCCGCUUCAGGACCCCGCUACCUCGGAAACAGGUGCCUCCGGCCCGGUCCCCGAGCCAGUCUCCGACUCCGCCUCCGCUCACGUCCCCAAGCGCGUCACCAAGUCCGCCGCCAACAAAGCCCACAGCUUAG
Molecule: messenger RNA, 1068 nt
Organism: Chaetomium fimeti
Lineage: Eukaryota; Fungi; Ascomycota; Sordariomycetes; Sordariales; Chaetomiaceae
Exons: 1
Coding region: 1-1068 (355 amino acids)
Source: RefSeq, a predicted model, not a curated record